UUCUCAGUGUUGCCUUUCCUACAUAAUGGCACUUCAGCCCAAAUUUGCCGGGCAGCUGUUGGCUGCUCACGCUCAGCAACCCCCCCACACGCUUGAGUUCUACCUCGACUACGUUUGCCCUUUCUCCGCGAAAUUCUUCAAUACGUUCUAUACUUCAGUAAAGCCACUCGUUGAAAGGAAAUAUUCAUUGAAACUUCGUGUCAUUUUCCGCCAGCAUAUUCAGCCGUGGCAUCCAUCAUCGACGUUGACACAUGAAGCCGGUGCAGCUGUCCUAAAAGCGGCGCCUGAAAAGUUUUGGGAAUUCAGCGCCGCCCUUUUUGAGCACCAGAAAGAGUUUUUCGAUAUUAGCGUUGUUAAUGAAACACGCAACAAGACAUAUGAAAGACUGGCGAAAAUUGCAGCACGUGUAGGCGUUAGUGAGAAUGAGGUAUUGAAGCUGUUGGUUGUCAAUGAGAAAGCUAGCCACGAUGGAGAACUGAACACUGGCAAUGAAGUCACCAAUGAUAUCAAGCUAAUGGUCAAGUCAAAUCGUGUGAUAGGAGUCCAUGUUUCUCCAACCGUAUAUUUCAACGGGAUCGAAGAGCCAAACAUCAGCAGUAGUUUUGCAACGAGCCAAUGGGAGGAAUGGUUGGCCAAGAACAUAGUUUGAGGUUCCUUUUGAUUGUAAGAUUUUCGUGACAGGAACAGAUGUUGGAAAAAACAUUUGAUGGUGAUGGUGGCUGUGGUUUUGUCUCUUCUUUGCCGAUAAGAACUGGGCCGUACUUAUUAAACUGCACAGCGGGGCACCUAAUCUCUUGAAAUAGUCUUAGCCAUGCAAGAGAUGUACCUGCUGUCGAAUCUCAACUGUUUCAUUCAUCCCCACGUUACAAAAGUGCCGGUAACAGGCAAUUAUUCCAGGUGCGAGAUUGAAAGAUUACUGUGACAGAGGGGGUUGGUAGUUCAAAGGGCGC
This is a messenger RNA of Aspergillus campestris IBT 28561, 950 nucleotides long. Its product is annotated as DsbA family protein. Lineage: Eukaryota; Fungi; Ascomycota; Eurotiomycetes; Eurotiales; Aspergillaceae. The transcript has 5 exons. The record is from RefSeq and is a predicted model, not a curated record. Bases 26 to 649 code for a protein of 207 amino acids.